This is a messenger RNA of Calypte anna (Anna's hummingbird), 1124 nucleotides long. RefSeq names its product HAUS augmin like complex subunit 1 (gene HAUS1). The transcript has 9 exons. Gene Ontology annotation, cellular component: HAUS complex; cytosol. The record is from RefSeq and is a predicted model, not a curated record. Lineage: Eukaryota; Metazoa; Chordata; Aves; Apodiformes; Trochilidae. The coding region runs from base 53 to 907 and encodes 284 amino acids. Gene Ontology annotation, biological process: spindle assembly; centrosome cycle.
GCGGCGCGGAAGCGGCUCCGGAGGCGGGAGACUCAAGGUGGCCGAGACCGCCAUGGAGAAGAAAGCGAAGCGGGUUGGUUUGUGGCUAAGGAAAAUAUUGGGGAAUCAGCCUAUUCCACAGUUUGAAGUGACUGAGACAUCAGUUAAUAUCUUGCAUGAGAUUGCAGCGUGCAAUGAAGCCAGAGACAGGGAAAUUCUUUUGCUGAUAGAGAACGUGAAGCAGAGGAGAGCAGCAUAUGAAGCAGAAGCUAAAUAUCUACAGGACAUUCUGGAAGAAAGCCUGGGUCUUUCCCCAUCUAGGCUGUCCCAUAAAGCCUCCAAAUGUCUUGAUGUCCUGGCAAAGAGUGCAAUGAUACUUGAAACAAAGGACACUUCUCUUAUCAGCUUCUUCAGUGCCAUCAAUGAUAUGACUGCAGAGGUGUAUGCAACAGAAGCAAAAAACAGAAAAAUGAAAAGGGAACUGAUCAGGAUGAGGGACAAACUAACUGCAACACUGCUGUUGGAGCAGAAAUUAAAGGAGGAUAUUAAAAAAACAGAAGAACAACUGGAAGUAGCAAGUAUCAAAUCUGAAAUCCGAAAAUGUGAUUUGAAGUUCUUAAAGGAUAAAAGUCUGGAUAUGGCAAUCAGGAUCAGAAUUGCUGAGGAGAAGUUUCUGGCCUCUGACUUUGACAAGUCGCUGACACAUGAUUCACUGAUGGAAUUGGCUGAGAAAGUGGCUAAACUGAAUAAAGAAACUGCAGCUUUGCAGAAGAGGCUGAAGGCUUACGAAGAUUUACCUCCUAGCAUUAUUCUUGCACAAGUGAAGAUUGCAGAAGCAAAACGAGAACUGAAUAUCUUGGAGGAAGUGUUCACAGCAGAGAUUAACAAGGCAUUUUCUGAUAUGCCCAGGAGUUACCGGUACACUUGAAGGGGACUGCAAGGAAGAUGAUUUCCUUUCCAGUGUCUGCUUGCAGUAGUAAAACAUUUGGGGCUUGUUACUGUACUUCUGCUGCUUUUAGCCUUACCCUUCUUGCUGUUGGAUGGCAUGUUUGUGACCUCCCAGCAAGCAUGCUCAAGCCUACAGCUCAUGUAGCCUUGUAUUUGUAAACCUCACUUAAUUUUCAUUAAAUAUCCCCCAAACUUGC